UCAUUUUCCAUCAAAAAACCCUUCCAGUCAUGGCGGACUCCGACAUAGAAUCGGGAGGAACUCAAAACAGCGCUUUAAACGCAGGAGGAAACAACUACCACCUUUCGUCACCGAAAGAACAAGACAGGCUCUUGCCCAUCGCCAACGUUGGUAGGAUCAUGAAAAAGGCUUUGCCCGCCAACGCCAAGGUAUCAAAAGAAGCUAAAGAAACGGUGCAAGAAUGCGUGUCGGAGUUCAUCAGCUUCAUCACCGGAGAAGCCACCGAUAAGUGUCAGAGAGAGAAGAGGAAGACCAUCAACGGCGAUGAUCUCCUGUGGGCCAUGACAACGUUAGGGUUCGAAGACUACGUGGAGCCCUUGAAGGUUUACUUGCAACGGUUUCGGGAGAUGGAAGGGGAGAAGACUUCGGUUGCACGUGAUAAAGACGCUCCUCUUGAUGGCGGUGGUGGAGGCGUCGAUGGUGGUUGUGGGGUGUAUGAGAUGAUGGUACAUCAGCAUCAAGGACACGUGUAUGGUUCUGCCGAGUUCCAUCGGAUGGGUGGUAGGUUGGGUAAAGGUGGGCCGAAGUAGUUCUUCAUGCGUCAUCAUAAUCAUCAUCACUCGACACGUGUAUGAUCGUGAUGAGUUUUAUAACUUUGUUAAAUUUCAGUCCUACUCGAUUUCGGGUGGCCGGGUUAGGUCAUCACUGGGUACAGGUGUAAGCUUUUGGUGACUUUGGGCAAUCGGAGCUGUAGUAAAUCUAUCGGGACAAUUUUGGGCGAGGAAAAGCUGAUUAUGAUAGGACCCUCGUAUUUAUUAGCAAGGACACGUGUACGGUGGGGGAGAAUGUAUAAGCAGUUUCAGGCCCUUGUUAUGCGUCUACAACAUGGAGAACUUAUACUUUAGGGCUGUGGUUUGCGGUAAAAGUACAUAACAUUAGGUUUAUGUUUUAUUGUGAUGAUUGUGAG
Hibiscus syriacus is the source of this 946-nucleotide messenger RNA. RefSeq names its product nuclear transcription factor Y subunit B-3-like. Bases 30 to 569 code for a protein of 179 amino acids. Gene Ontology annotation, molecular function: DNA-binding transcription activator activity, RNA polymerase II-specific; protein heterodimerization activity; RNA polymerase II cis-regulatory region sequence-specific DNA binding. The transcript is spliced from 3 exons. Gene Ontology annotation, cellular component: CCAAT-binding factor complex. The record is from RefSeq and is a predicted model, not a curated record. Gene Ontology annotation, biological process: regulation of transcription by RNA polymerase II. NCBI's taxonomy places the organism in Eukaryota, Viridiplantae, Streptophyta, Magnoliopsida, Malvales, Malvaceae.